AUGAAGACGUCCUUCUUUUCGCUCCUUGUCAUCUGCGCCCUCACGGCCGCUAAGGACAGCCGGUACCUCCGCGCCGCGGGCCAGGCCAACUCGGUCAUUGAGAAGGUGCCGACGGUGGACGUGGUCGCCGAGGUCCCUGCGGUCGAGCCCACGCAAUCGUGGAGCGACAUCCUGGACCACAGCGGGGAUGACGAAGACGAGGACUCGUCCGAGUGGCUCGCCAGCGCCGACGAGAGCGCGGCGGUUGAAGCCGAUGUCUUGCUCACCAAGGCCGAGACCGCCAUUGACCAGCUCAUGGCCGUUGUGGCGUCGGUCGACGACCUAAACGCGGCCGAAAAGGCCGCGUUGGCGUUUGCAGGCACGGUCGCCGACGACAUUGACACGCUCUUCAACAACGACGACGCCGUCGUUGCGUUGCCCGAGGGCUCGUGGACCGACAAGAUUAAGAAUGGUACCAAGACCAUCAGCGACUGGUUCCAUGGCAAGAAGGACGGUGACGAAGGCGACGUCCAAGUCGUCGUGGUCGAAGCCGCCGAAGAGGACGUUGAUGACUUCGAGGAAGCUGAGAAUGCCGACGGUGACGACGCCGAAGACGCCGAGGACGCUGAGGAUGACGAUGACGACAAGAGCCUCCUCGACAAGAUCUUUGGAUCGGAUGACACCGAGGACGACGCUGCCGUUGCGUCGCCCGAAGGCUCGUGGACCGACAAGAUCAAGAACGGCACAAAGACCAUCAGCGACUGGUUCCAUGGCAAGAAGGACGGUGAAGAUGACGAACUUCUCAACUUGGACGAUGUGAACGUGGACGACGUCCUCGACUCAUUGGACGUGGACGAAGAAGCUGUCGUGGCGGCGGACGAGGGGGACGACGAUGUGGGCCUUUCGGACUUGGACGACUUGACCCUUGAAGACGUCGUGGAGGACUUGAACGCGGAAGACGCCGACGACGACGAGGCCAACUAA
This is a messenger RNA of Saprolegnia parasitica CBS 223.65, 963 nucleotides long. RefSeq lists its product as hypothetical. NCBI's taxonomy places the organism in Eukaryota, Oomycota, Saprolegniomycetes, Saprolegniales, Saprolegniaceae. The coding region runs from base 1 to 963 and encodes 320 amino acids. The record is from RefSeq and is a predicted model, not a curated record. The transcript has 3 exons.